This is a messenger RNA of Scophthalmus maximus (turbot), 2415 nucleotides long. It is a transcript of the gene adss2l, whose product is annotated as adenylosuccinate synthase, like. The transcript is spliced from 13 exons. The record is from RefSeq and is a predicted model, not a curated record. Gene Ontology annotation, biological process: 'de novo' AMP biosynthetic process; IMP metabolic process. Gene Ontology annotation, molecular function: adenylosuccinate synthase activity; GTP binding. Gene Ontology annotation, cellular component: cytoplasm. NCBI's taxonomy places the organism in Eukaryota, Metazoa, Chordata, Actinopteri, Pleuronectiformes, Scophthalmidae. The coding region runs from base 151 to 1578 and encodes 475 amino acids.
AAGAAGAAGAAGAAGAAGAAGAAACACGGUGACAAGAUGUAUCACUGCCAUCUAGUGGCGGAGUGACCGACGCGCACUUCCCGUGACGCAGAGAAACGCGGUAAAACGAAAUUCCGGUUUGUAGGAGCAGGAUACGGCAGCAGCAGCAGCAUGGCGUCCGACAUCACCACGGCGAGCGCUAACGGGCGAGAGAGCGUCUCCCUGAACGGGGAGCCGGUCGUCAAGCGGCCGCGGGAGAGCGCCCAGCAGCAGCAGCUGUCGUCGCUGCGCGUCCCCAAGGAGCCGCAGAACAAAGUGACCGUCGUGCUCGGAGCGCAGUGGGGCGACGAGGGCAAAGGGAAAGUUGUGGACUUGCUCGCAAUGGACGCGGACAUUGUCUGCAGGUGUCAGGGGGGCAACAAUGCAGGUCACACCGUGGUCGUGGACUCGGUGGAGUACGACUUCCACCUGCUGCCCAGUGGCGUGCUCAACAAGAAGGCUCUCUCCUUCAUCGGCAACGGCGUGGUUAUACACCUUCCCGGUCUGUUUGAGGAGGCUGAAAAGAACCUGCUGAAAGGAAAAGGAUUACAAGGAUGGGAGGACCGAUUAAAGAUUUCCGAUCGUGCCCACAUCGUCUUCAACUUCCAUCAAGCUGUUGAUGGAAUCCAGGAGCAGCAGCGGCAGCAACAAGAAGGGAAAAAUUUGGGAACAACUAAAAAGGGUAUCGGUCCUGCCUACUCCUCCAAGGCUGCUCGGAAUGGUCUGCGAAUCUGUGACCUCGUCUCAGAUAUCAAGGCUUUUGAAGACAAGUUUCGUAUGUUGGCGAAACAUUUCCUGACCAUGUAUCCAAACCUGAACAUUGACAUCGACAGUGAACUGGCGCAGCUGAAGGGAUUUACUGAGAGACUGCGCCCUCUGGUGACCGAUGGUGUGUACUUCAUGCACAAAGCUCUUACUGGACCCAGUAAGAAGAUCCUGGUGGAGGGAGCCAAUGCAGCGCUGCUGGAUAUCGAUUUUGGGACGUAUCCUUUCGUCACGUCGUCCAACUGCACCGUGGGAGGAGUGUGCACCGGCCUUGGCGUGCCACCGUCAUACGUUGGCCGAGUAUACGGUGUCGUCAAAGCGUACACCACCCGGGUGGGCGUUGGUGCUUUCCCAACGGAGCAGGAUAAUGAGACGGGGGCACUGUUACAGUCUAGAGGGAGAGAGGUUGGCGUGACAACAGGCAGGAGGAGGCGCUGUGGUUGGCUGGACCUGAUUCUGGUCAGAUACGCCCACAUGGUCAACGGCUUCUCUGCAAUUGCUCUGACGAAGUUGGACAUUUUGGACACGCUGUCUGAGAUUAAAGUGGGCGUGUCCUAUAAAGUUGACGGAGAAUCUCUGCCAAGUUUCCCUGCAAACAUGGACGUGUUGACGCGCGUGUCGGUGGAGUACGAGACUUUGCCCGGCUGGUGCUGCAGCACAGAGGCAGCUCGGAGCUUCGAGGAGCUGCCGUCGCAGGCACAAAGUUACGUUCGCUUCAUCGAGAACUUCCUGCAAGUGCCAGUGAAGUGGGUUGGAGUCGGCAAGUCCAGAGAGAGCAUGAUCAAACUGUUUUGAUCCUUCUGCCAUUUCCACAUCUGUAGUCCUCCUCAGCAACAGCUCAGAUGAUCACUUCAGGUAUUAGUCGGAUUACCAGAGGAGUUUAAAAUGCAAACAUUAUCCUAAAGGAAACAAUGUCACCAGCAAGGCUACUUGUGAAACGCUCAGUCGCUGCUUGUGCAUCUCAUUGACACUCAUUGACACUCAUUCUUCAUAGAUAUAAUUUAUGCAUUCCACAUAGUGUCAUCUAUAUUUAUUAGGAUGUUAAUUUUUAAAAAACCUGGUCCAAAUGGAUCCAUCACUCUUUGUUCCAUUCAAGUAAAGUAAAGCACAGUUCAUUUUUUUAGCCUUUAAAGCCAAAUCAGAAUCUGUUCCCCAUGUUAUCCUUUUCUUUUUACAUAUUUGACUGACAGAUGUUGAAGCCUUCAUAUCCAGGAGUGUCACAAUAAAGCAAGAGAUUAUUUUUAGAUUUUGUAAAGCGGUGGGAAAAUGAUUGAAGGGCAUCAUACGAUCAGUACAGUUGUGGACUUUUCUAUUGAACAGUUUUAAACGACAAAGACAUAAAUGCCUCUCAGUUGUUCAUUUGUAAACGUAUUUUCAUAAUGAUUGUUGGAAUGAACAUCGUGCUUUUUAAAAUCGCCCUCAACACAGAUAAAAUCAACACUAAGGAAGUUGAGUUUAAAUGUUUUCAUAAUAAAUUCAGGGAAAGUAAGAAAAAAUUCCUGGAAUGGUUUUAGACGUGAAGGAAACUUGGCUUUAACGGACCAGAGCACAUCUGAAUAUGAACUGUAAUUCAUUUUGUCAGUGAACCAAAAGACUUGUUGCUAUUAUCAAUAAAAUGAAACUGUAACUUUA